Molecule: messenger RNA, 2952 nt
Organism: Loa loa (African eye worm)
Lineage: Eukaryota; Metazoa; Nematoda; Chromadorea; Rhabditida; Onchocercidae
Product: phosphatase 4
Exons: 21
Coding region: 1-2952 (983 amino acids)
Biological process (GO): protein dephosphorylation
Molecular function (GO): protein phosphatase regulator activity
Source: RefSeq, a predicted model, not a curated record
AUGUAUGCAAUUGAUGAGAAUGAGAAUGAAAGUGGGAAGGUCGCCAUGCACUCACAUUGUGGUGGCGACGUUUUUUACUUUUACUUUCUUCAUUCCUCGUCACCUGCAUCUCUUCUGAAUCUGGAGGGAAGAUGGGAAAAAGAAUGGUACAGAGGGUGGGGAUAUUUGUUGAGCGAUGGACUGAAGACGGAAAAGAAUGUGAGCCCCGCCUCGGUGAUCCUCACUCGUGAGCUCGUUAUUGUGUCGCUUGGUUGCUCUCACUUGGCAGGCAUAAAAACUAGCUGGGAGAUGGUGGAGGAAGAGGAGGAGAACGAGAAGGAGGAGGAGGAGGGUCAUGUUGCUCAGCCAACAACGAAGAAGAAAGACUGUGGUGGUGGUGAUGGGGUUUCCUUCCUCUCACUUGCAAUUUCAGCUUUCCAAGGGUUGACAGUAGUCUUCUCUCUAUCGCAUCCGUCAUAUCUGUCAACGCCGCAACUGCGGCAAGGAAGCUUACAAAAUGUGAUUUGUCCUACACUGUUUGGGCAUUGCUAUUGCCCAUCUGAUUAUUCGCAUUACAUUACCGAUGAUCAACGAGUGGAAUCGCUAAUGCUUCUCUGCAAAAUUGUCACAUGGCCGGAAGCGUUGACGAUGAGAUGGAUUUUCGAAAGUUUUCUCGGCAGAUAUAGCAUACUGUUGCAAGAUAGAGCGUUUCAUAUCCGAAAAACAUGUGUAACGAUUCUGGGGAAAUUGGCGGUGAUGUUCGGUAGGAAUUUCACAGAACAGUUUGCGGUACCAUUUUUAAUAGUAUCAAGCAAAGAUCUAGCAUGGGGUGUGCGGAAAUCAUCAUGUGAGGUAUUUGUUGAUAUCGCAAACUGUUGCUCAAUGGAAACAAAAGAACGCAAGCUUGCACCACGUUUUAUUACCCUACUUCAUGAUACUUCACGUUGGGUUUCACAUGUGGCAUUCCAACAGCUUGGUCGAUUUAUUGCAACAUUUGCGGAUACAAGUCGUAUGGGCCUUGAAAUAAGAGAUGGCCGAUUGGUUGUUGCGAAUUCCGAUAUAGCGGAAGAUGAUAAAAGCGCGCAAAAUAACUGCGGAAGUAAUGGAAUGGUUAUAGAAGAUGACGAAAAUGAACUAUACAGUCAACUACCUCCAGGUGUUGUAUUUCCAGAAUCUGAUGUAGAAUCAGAAGAAUCUUCAGCUUCAUCACCUCAGGACCAAAGUUGUGUUUUAAAUGAAUUAACUUGUUUACUGGAUUCAUGGGAUUCUUGGGCCAUGUCAGAUGAUUCUAUCGUCUCAAGUAACUCGCUUGUUCUCAAUUCUAUGGAUAGUAUGGAUUUGGAUAUUGAAAAUGGUGUGGCGGCAUCAUGUUCAACACAUUCUGACUUAACAAAAUUGGUGCUUGGUGAUAAUGAUGACAGCAGUGGUGAAGAAGACGAGGACGUUGAAAACACUGAAGAAGAAUCGUGUCCGAUGGAUAUUGAGGACGACGAUAUAGAAAUUAGUUUUGAGGAACCAUCGCAAAUGAAUGAUAACGAUGACAUGAAUGCUUAUUGUCCUCUGAUAUAUUGGUCAGCGGGAUCUUUUGACAUUGAUUUAAAGUCAUAUGGGAAGAGUCCAGCUGUCAGUCACAACAAAAAUACUCAUGGAAAUGAUAAGAAUGAUGUAAAGAAACUUGUAGCUGAAUUUAUUCAACGACAUUCAAAUUUAUUUUACGAUGCAUCAAAAUUCAAUGUGAAUAAAUUGGGUGUAACUACGGAUGAAAUAACUAAAACUGUUACAGUUUUGUAUGAAACAAGUCCAUCAACCGGUUCUGUUGAGGGUGAUAAAAAUGAACAAACGACAUCUUCAGCUAUCAAUACUCGAACUCAAAUGGUAAUACCGCAGGAUCUGCUCGAUAGUUUCGUACAUAUGGUCUCACCUUGUAAUAAUGCAGAUGGUGAAAUAAAUCGACAAUGUGCCCAUAGUUUCCCUGCUGUUGCAUUCACUCUUGGUCGCAACAACUGGCCUUGUAUCAUGGGUACUUAUAAGCAGUUGGCAUCAGAUAUGCAAUGGCGUGUUCGACAUAUAUUGGCAUCGUCGAUUCACGAAAUCGCAGCAAUUAUUGGGGAGGAAAAUGCAGAUGCUCAUUUGGUACCAAUAUUUGAACGAUUUAUGGAAGAUGUGGAAGAUGUGAAACUUGGGUUGCUGAAUCAUCUGUACGAUUUUUUUAAACUAGUAACACCGGCUACAAGGCAAAAGUUAUUAUCGGUACUACCAAAUUUUUUACAUUCCGAUGCCGAUAAUGGACGUAAUUGGAGGUAUAGAUAUAAAUACGUAAGGCAAUGUAUUCUCCUGUGUGAUCUCUUUGCUAUGCAUGACAUUAAUGAAUAUUUGGCCGCCAUAGCUUUAACAUUAGCUAACGAUAGGAUAUCAGAUGUGCGAAAAGAAGCAACUGUACUACUGGCAAGAAUAUUAGGAAAGUUUAUCAGCGAAGAGUGGACUUCGGAUUACACUGAUCCUUGCAGAACUGACAUAUCGUUUAUUCCGAUCACUGAUUCAUUUAUCAGUGACAUUGUGAAAGGGUUUGCCCGAUCAAUGAAUUGGCGAAGGAGACAGACAUUUGCAUUGUUCUGUGAAAAAAUUCUGGAAGGUGAAGUAUUAAGCUACGAUCAGUUUUCAUCAUUGCUACUGAAUGAUUUGAUGAGGCUAGCCGGAGAUUCAGUAGCAAAUGUACGCUUGGCGUUCGUACGGUCUAUCUCAAAAAUGCGCGGUGGAUACGCUUUUGGUAGCUCAUUUGACUCAUCAAUCAUACAUCAUAGUGUCGAAAGGUUACUUACCGAUAAAGAUGUGGAUUGUAGACGCGCGGCUCGAAUUUCACUUAGAAUUCCGGAUACCGAAAAUAUAGUUGACGCAAAAGAUUACGCUGAACGACUUCGUGAAAUGAAAGAAGUUGUUUCAGCCAAAUAUCACUUGGAUAUUUACCGACUAUAA